AUUGGCCACAGUCUCUUUCAGUCUAUCAUCAAAUACAAAACAGCAAGAAACGAACCCUCUCUUUCUCGCACACCAUUAUCGUCUUCCUCUCCUCUCCCUCUGCAACAACCCCAUAUCUGGGUUGUUUCUUCUUCCUAAAUCCCCCGCCCCCCAUUAAAAUCCCCAUAAACCCUUAAAAAUCAAAUUUGAAAACCCUAAAAAUGAGUUCAACACUUCCUCUUUCUUCAUCCAUAUCCCCACUUCUUAUCUGGAAUUCCACAAACCCAAAUCCAAUCCCUUCUUUUCUUCCCCCCAAAUUUAUCAAUUUACCAGUCGUUUCCUCCUUAAAACGACGUCAUUUUCGGGUUUCUAAGCUCAGAUGCUCCACUAAUCCAAUAUCUCAACCCUCACCCUCACCCACACCCGCACCCGCACAGGAGAUCACAACCACUUCAUCUAGUACUUGCAGCAAUAGUUCUGAUAUAUUUGGGCCUACAAGAGAAUUAUCUGGUAUACAAUCACUGGUUGACGGGUUGUCACCUCCAGUGAGAAUAGCAACCUCUGUACUUCUAGUUGUGGCUGCUUCAGCUGCUGGGUAUUGUUUGGGUUCUCGAUUUGGGGGUACCAGGAAUAUGGCCAUUGGUGGCGCUGUUGCAGUUGGUGUUGUUGGUGGUGUUGCUGCUUACGGGUUGAAUUCUUGUGUACCUGAGGUUGCUGCUACCCGUUUGCAUAAUUUUGUUGCUGAAUGUGAUGACCCUCUUAAUUUGAACAAGGAGGAUGUUAUUGCUAUUGCUAAUCGGUAUGGUGUUAGUAAACAAGAUGAGGCUUUUACUGCUGAGCUUUGUGAUUUGUACCUUAGAUUCAUUUCUUCGGUACUUCCGUCUGGAAAUGAAAAUCUUAAGGGUGAUGAAGUUGAAACAAUCAUUAAAUUCAAAAAUGGACUUGGAAUUGAUGACCCUGAUGCGGCAAACAUGCAUAUAGAGCUUGCCCGUCGUAUUUUCAGACAAAGGCUUGAAACCGGAGAUCGUGAUGGUGACAUUGAACAGCGUCGGGCAUUUCAGAAGCUAAUUUAUGUUUCAACUCGUGUUUUUGGGGAGGCAUCAGCAUUUCUUCUACCCUGGAAGCGUGUAUUUAAAGUAACUGAUUCUCAGGUUGAAGUUGCUGUUCGUGACAGUGCUCAAAGAUUGUAUGCUGAGAGGCUGAAACCAAUAGGCAGAGAUUUGGAUACAAAGCAGCUUAUUGAGUUGAGAGAAACUCAAAUUUCAGUUCAGCUCUCCGACGAGUUGGCCGAGGAGAUGUUUAAAGAGCAUACAAGAAAUCUAGUAGAAGAAUGCAUUUCAAGAGCUGUUGAGAUUCUAAAAUCACGGACGAGAGCACGGGGUACUAUUGAUGUUGUGCUAGAGCUUGAUAAAAUUCUUGCUUUUAACGAUGUGCUUCUCUCACUAAAAAACCAUCCAGAUGCUCAUAAAUUUGCCCGUGGAAUUGCACCAAUUUCCUUAGUAGGAGGUGAGUAUGAUAGUGACAGGAGGAUUGAUGACUUGAAGCUCCUUUUUAGAGCGUAUGUUACAGAUGCUCUAUCUAAUGGCCGCAUGGAGGACAACAAGCUUGCUGCAUUGAACAAGUUGAAGAACAUAUUUGGCCUAGGAAAACGUGAGGCAGAAGGUAUAAUGAUGGAUGUUACUUCGAAGGCGUAUCGCAAGCUACUAUCUCAGGCGUUUUCUAGUGGUGCUCUGGAUGCUGCAGAUAGCAAAGCAAAUUACCUUCAGAAUUUGUGUGACCAGCUGCAUUUCGACCCUGAGAAAGCAAGUGAGAUCCAUGAAGAAAUAUAUCGACAGAAGCUUCAGCAAUGUUUAGCUGAUGGGGAGUUGAGUGAGGAGGAUGUUAAAGCUUUGCUUCGUGUACGAGUUAUGCUCUGUGUUCCUCAAAAGGUUGUUGAAGCAGCACAUGCUGAAAUUUGUGGAAGUUUGUUUGAGAAGGUUGUAAAGGAUGCUAUUGCUUCCGGUGUUGAUGGUUAUGAUGCAGAAGUAAAAGCAUCUGUAAGGAAAGCAGCACAAGGCUUACGUUUGACUAGGGAAGCUGCUAUGUCAAUUGCUGGCAAAGCGGUCCGUCGAAUAUUUAUGAACUUUAUCAAACAAGCAAGGGCAGCAGGGAGUCGCACUGAGUCUGCAAAAAUUCUCAAAAAGAUGAUUGCUUUUAACACCUUAGUGGUCACAGAAUUAGUUGCAGACAUCAAAGGGGAAUCAACUGAUGCUCCAACAGACGAGGAACCUGCAAAAGAGCAAGAGAAGCAGAUCGAAGAUGAGGAAGAAUGGGAGUCGCUCCAGACAUUACGGAAGUCACGACCUACUAAGGAACUCGAGGCGAAAAUCGGGAAACCAGGGCAGACUGAAAUUACCGUCAAAGAUGACCUUUCAGACAGGGAGAGGGCUGACCUGUACAAGACAUACUUAAUGUACUGCAUAACAGGGGAAGUGACCAAGAUACCGUUCGGUGCACAAAUCACCACAAAAAAGGACAAUACAGAGUAUCUCUAUUUGAAUCAGCUUGGCGAUAUACUCGGUCUUUCACGUAAAGAGAUUGUGGAGGUUCAUAGAAGUUUGGCCGAGCAAGCUUUUAGACAGCAGGCCGAGGUCAUUUUGGCCGAUGGACAGUUAACUAAAGCAAGGAUGGAGCAGCUCGAUGAGGUACAGAAGCAAGUUGGGCUGCCUGCAGAAUAUGCUCAAAAGGUUAGAGAGAACAUUAUAAAUUCAAAGAUGGCUGCUGCCAUUGAAACUGCUAUUGGCCAGGGAAGGCUCAGCAUAAAACAAAUCAGAGAACUCAAGGAUGCGGGUGUGAAUAUCGACACCAUGAUUGCGGAGACCCUUCGGGAGAAUCUCUUCAAGAAGACAGUUGAUGAGAUAUUUUCUUCCGGUACCGGAGAGUUUGAUGAGGAGGAAGUCUACGAAAAAAUUCCCGCAGAUGUGAAAAUUAACCCGCAGAAGGCUAAAGCAGUUGUCCAUGAACUUGCUCGAAGCAGAUUAACGAACUCAUUGGUUCAAGCUGUGGCUUUAUUGAGGCAGAAAAACUGUACUGGGGUGAUAUCCACCCUGAAUGAUCUGCUAGCCUGUGAUAAGGCUGUGACUUCCGAGCCGUUGUCAUGGGAAGUGCCCGAGGAACUAGCAGAUCUGUUUGCCAUAUACGUAAAGAGCGACGCAGCACCUGAGAAGGUCUCACGUCUACAGUACCUGCUGGGGAUCAGCGACUCCAUGGCUGCUGCUCUAAAGGAGAGGGCAGACACUGUACCCGUUACUGGUUCUGAAGUCGACGAUUUUGUAUUUUAGAGAAGAAAAGUUGAGCUAUAGUCUAGUGCAGUGGAUAUUGUGUUAGUGAAUACUCAAAUAGGUUUAUCUAUCAAGAAGAUAAUUUAUUUCUGCUGAUUUUGCAUUUCGAGUACGACAAAAGAUUUAAAUGAGAUAGAUGCCUGAGUUUGUAUCUCGUCUUUCCUAUGUUCGGGAGACACCUUUAUAAUUUUUUUUGUAUGGUAAAUAAAUUUUGCUAUUGAAGGUUUUCCAUGUGGUUAUUGAAA
This is a messenger RNA of Amaranthus tricolor (Joseph's coat), 3544 nucleotides long. Its product is annotated as protein TIC110, chloroplastic. The transcript has 15 exons. The record is from RefSeq and is a predicted model, not a curated record. NCBI's taxonomy places the organism in Eukaryota, Viridiplantae, Streptophyta, Magnoliopsida, Caryophyllales, Amaranthaceae. The coding region runs from base 201 to 3299 and encodes 1032 amino acids. Gene Ontology annotation, biological process: protein import into chloroplast stroma. Gene Ontology annotation, cellular component: TOC-TIC supercomplex I.